AUGGCGACCGCGACCGUCACCGUGAGCUCGAUCCUCACGACGACUAUUACCGCAGCCUCUUCAGCCGCCUCAGCCUCCAGCACGAAUAACGUCACUCCACAGGGAGGUAUUCUUGAGCAUGUUAUGCCAAAUGCAUACAGCUCAUCGAAUCCCAUCACACUCUUCAUCAUUCAAGCUGGCAUCAUUAUCAUCCUAUGUCGUCUGCUGCAUUACCCGCUCUCCUAUAUUGGACAGCCCCGUGUGAUCGCCGAGGUCAUAGGAGGCAUCAUUCUAGGCCCAUCUGUACUGGCGCGGAUACCUGGCUUCAAAGAUGCCAUAUUCCCAACUGCGUCGAUACCAGUCUUGAACAACGUUGCCAACCUCGGGCUGAUUCUAUUCCUCUUCUUGAUCGCCCUUGAGCUCGACGUUCGUCUCUUCACCUCCAAUUGGCGUGUCGCUCUCAGUGUUGGUCUUGCUGGCAUGGUCCUGCCCUUUGCCCUCGGUGUUGGCAUUGCCUACGGCAUUUACCAUCAAUUCCCAAGUGAGAACCCCCUCAACUUCGGUGUCUUUGCACUUUUUGUUGGUACUGCCCUCGCAAUCACCGCAUUCCCUGUACUAUGCCGUAUCCUCGCAGAGCUUCGACUGCUCAGCUCCUCCGUCGGUGUCACGGUGCUCGCAGCGGGAGUAGGCAACGAUGUUGUGGGAUGGGUACUUCUGGCACUUUGUGUUGCUUUGGUCAACAACGCGUCAGGCCUAACCGCAUUAUGGGUCCUCCUUGUCGCUGUUGGCUGGGUCCUGUUUCUCGUGUUUGCCGUCAGGCCAGUUUUCCAUUGGGUCCUCAGAAGGACUGGCAGUAUUCAGAACGGUCCAACGCAAGGUGUAGUUGCGCUUACCCUUUUGCUUGUUCUUACCUCGGCAUGGUUUACAAGUAUCAUUGGCGUCCACGCCAUCUUUGGUGGAUUUUUAGUUGGACUGAUUUGCCCUCAUGAUGGCGGCUUCGCCAUCAAACUGACGGAAAAGAUCGAGGAUCUGGUUGGUGCACUGUUCCUCCCACUCUACUUUGCUCUCUCCGGCCUCAACACCAACUUGGGUCUCCUGGAUGAUGGAAAAACUUGGGGCUACGUCAUUGCUGUCAUCGUGAUUGCUUUCGCCGGUAAGAUCAUUGGUGGAACUCUUGCUGCAAAAGCCAAUAAACUUGUAUGGAGAGAGAGUCUCACCAUUGGAGUUCUGAUGAGUUGCAAGGGUCUAGUAGAACUCAUCGUUUUGAACAUUGGACUGGAAGCCAAAAUCCUUUCCACCAAAACAUUUACAAUGUUCGUCGUGAUGGCACUCGUCACUACGUUUGCUACGACGCCAAUUGUCAAAGGCCUCUAUCCUCCUUGGUACCAAAAGAAACUGGAAGCAUGGAAGCGAGGCGAGAUCGAUUGGGAUGGAAAGCCAUUGGCUACUGACGAGGCAAGCCCGUCAGGGUCAGGUUGUGACCUAGACAACACCAAGAUCCGACGUCUCCUGGUUUAUUUGCGACUAGACAGCCUCCCAAGUCUGUUUACCUUUAUCUCUCUCCUUGGGGAGGAUAAGGAGGAGGCGGCGCCGUCGACUGACCAACCUCAAACCGACAAUGCAGUACAGAGCCCUAUCACCAGGUCGCGGCAUAUAGAAGUUCACGCGCUGCGUAUACUCGAGCUGACAGAGCGUACAUCCUCCGUUAUGAAGGUAACUGAAGCGGACGAGUUCUCCCGGAGAGAUCCGGUUGUGAACGCGUUCAAGACCUUCUCGCAGCUGAACGAUGUCGCCGUGUCUUCGAGCGUCGUCGUAGCUCCAGAAGAUGCUUAUGCUCAAACUGUCAUUUCGAGUGCUUCUAAUCAAGAUUCGGAUUUCGUCUUGAUACCUUGGAGCGAGGUCGGCAGCAAUACUGAAGACCAGUCUAUUCCAUUCCAUGUUUCUUCCCAAGAUAGAUUUAGUGGUCGAUCGCACUUGGACUUCAUCCAGCAUACGCUGUCCAAGGCCGUGUGCAAUACGGGUAUCUUCAUCGGGAAUGGCUUCAGUGGUAUUGCACCUGUCGAGAAAGCCCGUCACACCUUGCCCCGAAGGCUCAGCACCAUCUCGUUGCGGAGCGGGAAGGAGACUGCGCAUCUUCCUGUCACUGACAAGUCGCAUCAUGUCUUACUUCCUUUUAUUGGCGGCGAGGAUGAUCGUGCAGCAUUCCAUUUCGUGCUUCAGCUUGCCAGAAGCCCGCUUGUCACUGUGACUAUCGCGCACCUUAACUGGACUUCCGAAGCAGGCAAUGAAGAGGUGACUACGGUGGUAGCAGAGAGCUCGACAGAGACCAAAGAGGCUGUGAGGACUGAAAUCACAGCACAGGAUGCCUCUCUUCUCUCCUCUGUCCAGUCGUCGUUACCAUCCAACCUUGUCGGUCGUGUCAACUUUACCGAGCUAUCUGUCAGUACCGGUACUGCGGUGUCCAAAGCUAUCGAGCUUGCAACGGAAAAGGUUGGCCAGAACCCUCGCAAUGCUGGUGACAUCAUCAUCGUUGGUCGGCGCCAUGCGAAAUUUUCAGGUGCAGCUAGUUCCGAGUCGGACAUGGGCAAGACUAUCGGUGUUCUUGGAGAGAAGUUUGUUUCAAGCGGACUUAGAGCCAGUGUCCUCGUCAUUCAGGCACCGGAGGCCAAGUAG
Messenger RNA from Neoarthrinium moseri, 2652 nucleotides. RefSeq lists its product as uncharacterized. Gene Ontology annotation, cellular component: membrane. Gene Ontology annotation, molecular function: antiporter activity. The coding region runs from base 1 to 2652 and encodes 883 amino acids. NCBI's taxonomy places the organism in Eukaryota, Fungi, Ascomycota, Sordariomycetes, Amphisphaeriales, Apiosporaceae. The transcript has 4 exons. Gene Ontology annotation, biological process: proton transmembrane transport. The record is from RefSeq and is a predicted model, not a curated record.